AAAAUCUAUUCCCAGAAGAGGAUUUGUUCUUGAUUCACAGAUAAUUUGUCUAGUAUCUCUGCAUGUCCAAUUAUUACACAUUAAUCUGACUCCCUUUUAUCCAAACAGAAGACCUUUCCAAGAGCGAUGACGUAAAAGAGCUGGAGGAGAAGAUGGAGCUGGACGGAGAGAAGGAGACAAAAGGCUCCAGACAGGAGGAUGAGAUCAUUGAGAUUCCUGAUGAAGGUGAGAAAUCCCCCAGUCCAGCAAAGAAAGAGGAGAAUAGGGACAGGGAGAGAGAGACCACCUCACCAUCAGCAGAAAAGGAUGGAGGAAGCAGAGAUGAAGAAAAUGAAAAGGAUGGGGACAAGGAGAAGUCCACUGAAUUGAAGGAAAACACGUCUUCAGAUGUCAAAGCUGAAAGUUCAGAAGCCACAAGCAGUGUAGACGCAUCCAAAACCAAAGAAGAAUCUGAAGAGAAGACAGAAAAAAUGGACACUAGCCCAGCAAAAGAUGAGAAGAAAGAUUUGUUUCAGAAAGCCAUCAUCCAGAGUGGGACUGCUUUGUCAAGCUGGGCUGUCAACUACCAGCCAGCCAAAUACACCCGCAUACUAGCUGAGAAGGUGGGCUGCAAUAUGCUAGAUACUGUAGAUCUGGUGGAAUGUCUACAGAACAAAAACUACAAGGAGCUGAUUGAACAGUACAUCACACAGGCCAAGUACCACAUUGCAUUUGGUCCAGUUAUCGAUGGUGACGUCAUCCCUGAUGACCCUCAAAUUCUGAUGGAACAAGGAGAGUUUCUCAACUAUGACAUCAUGCUGGGCGUCAACCAGGGUGAGGGUUUUAAAUUUGUGGAUGGCAUCGUAGACAGUGAGGAUGGUGUCUCUGCAAACGACUUUGACUUUGCUGUGUCUGAUUUUGUGGACCACCUCUAUGGUUAUCCAGAGGGCAAGGACACGCUUCGAGAAACCAUCAAGUUCAUGUAUACGGACUGGGCUGACAAGGAGAACCCGGAGACCAGGCGAAAGACUCUAGUUGCACUCUUUACUGAUCACCAAUGGGUGGCGCCAGCGGUAGCUACGGCGGACCUUCAUGCUCAGUACGGAUCUCCAACAUAUUUUUAUGCUUUCUACCACCACUGUCAGAGCGAAAUGAAACCUAGCUGGUCGGAUUCAGCACAUGGAGACGAGGUGCCUUAUGUGUUUGGAAUUCCCAUGAUUGGGCCCACUGAUCUCUUUAACUGUAAUUUCUCCAAGAACGACGUCAUGCUUUCGGCGGUGGUAAUGACUUACUGGACGAAUUUCGCAAAAACUGGGUAA
Messenger RNA from Sinocyclocheilus grahami, 1298 nucleotides. RefSeq names its product neuroligin-4, Y-linked-like. The transcript has 4 exons. The coding region runs from base 153 to 1298 and encodes 381 amino acids. The record is from RefSeq and is a predicted model, not a curated record. NCBI's taxonomy places the organism in Eukaryota, Metazoa, Chordata, Actinopteri, Cypriniformes, Cyprinidae.